Molecule: messenger RNA, 3131 nt
Organism: Chanos chanos (milkfish)
Lineage: Eukaryota; Metazoa; Chordata; Actinopteri; Gonorynchiformes; Chanidae
Gene: atxn7
Product: ataxin 7
Exons: 12
Coding region: 96-2810 (904 amino acids)
Source: RefSeq, a predicted model, not a curated record
CAGCUUGUGUGGCGGACUAUAAUCACCAAAGCCUAUGAGGAUCUUCUGAUUUGUCCAGCUGAUUUUCCCGUUUUCACGUUUGACAAGCGGAAAGAAUGUCGGAAAGGGCCGAUGAUGACGUCAGGGGGGAGCAGCGCAAAGCGGCCAGGCAGCUAAAGCAGCAACAGCAGCAGAACCAGAGGGGAGAAGGCUCUACAGCAAUGGCGACUGUUGCGGAGCGCAGAUCCCUGCCUAGUCCAGAAAUAAUGUUGGGACAGCCUUGGAGCAACUGGGUCGAUACUGUGAAACUCCAUGGGAUCGACGGUGCUGAAUUGGAAGAAAGUUUAAAAGAGUGCGGGAAAAAUCGAGAAGCCACGCGGCUGUGCAGAGACGACAUGUCCAUCUUCGGCCAGUGUCCUGCACAGGAUGAUUUCUACCUGGUAAUGUGCAACCACUGCAGCCAGGUCGUCAAGCCGCAGGCCUUCCAGGCACACCACGAGAGAAGACACAGCUCUGCCAGUAAGCCCCCGUCCAGUUUCGCGCCCUCGACCGCUUUCCCUCUCUCUGCGCUGGCGUCCCGGAGCAAGGGGGGCGGGGGCGGGGUGGUCAGCGGCGGGGCAAUCGGCCGUUCCUCCAGCGGGAACAGCACCUCCUCGAAUUCCAAAAUCCUCAAACCAGCCAAAGAGAAGCUGCCUCAUCGCAGGCCCCCCUUUCCCUUCAAGGUGCUGCCUGAUGACGUCCAUACUCCUGCUGUCAAAGUGGAGAAGAUGCACCUAAAGGUGGAUCCCUUAGCCAAGCUGUCCCACAUUCCCCCCUCUUCCUCCUCCUCCUCCACCUCCUCCACCACUGUGAGCUCUCCCAUGAAGCCAGGCCUUAAUUGCCCCUCCAUACCAAAGCCACCUCUGCUGGCCCCUGGCCAGAUCCCCAACGGUAAGGGCCACCUCUCCUCCCUGGACAAGAAGCAGGACAGCAGUAUCAGUAGCCGAAGACACCUGUGCAAGAGGCUAUCAGAACGAGAAUUUAAUCCAGAUAUUCACUGUGGGGUGUUGGACAUAGGAGCCAGGAAGCCAUGCACAAGAUCCUUAACAUGCAAGACACAUUCCUUAAGCCAGAGGAGGGCGGUGCCAGGCCGCAGGAAACGCUUUGACACUCUGCUAGCAGAGCACAAAAGCAAAGCCCGGGAAAAGGAGCUCCAGCACAGGUCCGACCUUCCCCAGCAAACACCCCCUCUCAGGGACCCUCAUCCUUCCCCCUCCCGCCUUUUACAAGACCCCCACCAGGUCUCCCACGGCAACGGGACAACCGAUGCCACCAAGCCUUUGGCCCUCAGCAAACCCAAACCUCACAAUCCUGGUCUUCCACGACUUAACAGCAGCAACGCUUACAGUGGAAACAAUGCCCAGGGAGACAUGGGCGUGGCCCACGAGCUACUCCACCACCCCCCACCCUCUGCUGACGGGGCCAGUCGUCUGUCCAGUGAUGAGGGAGAGAAUGAGGAGAGGGAGGAAGGCACUGAGAAACUGGACUGCCAUUAUUCAGGUUACCAUCCUCGGCCAGCAGCCUUCUGCACUUUUGGAAGUCGACUGUUUGGGAGGAGCUGUUAUUCAUUCGACAGACGCUGGGAUCGAGUCCGGUGCGCACUUAACGCCAUGAUGGACAAGCACGUCAACUCUCAGAUGUGGAAGAAAAUCCCUCUGGCGUUGGAGAACUCAUCCUCAGUAGUGUCACACAGGACAAGCACAAACUCUCUGUCCUCUGCCCACAGCACCUCCUCCUCUUCCUCGGGCUUCCUCAGCCCGUCGCCAGCUCCCCUGCCGCCUCCCUACAGCCAGUCGUACGACGGCAAGUCUGCCCUGUCUUACGGGAUGACCUUAAACGCCCGCGCCUCCCAGCAGGGCCAAGCCGAACAUCCCGCCUACAGCGCCUCGUCCAGACAAGUGUCUUCAUCGCCCCAGAUGCCUUCUGCCCAUUCCUCGGCACCAUCAAUGCUUUCCGGCCGACCCCUCAAGUCCCGCUCCAGCGGCAAGUCCUUCAGAACCAAGGAAACCGGUUCCACCACGGCCAGCUCCGCCACUAACUCUCCCACCCCCGGCAACACCGUCAACAGCUCCAGCAACAGUAACAACAGCAGCAGCAGUAGCAGCAGCAACAGCGUAAGCCUCAGUUCGGGAAAGAAAAGAAAGAACAGUUCUCUGCUCAUGUCUCACAGCACUUACGCUACUGACUCCUUGUCAUCUUCGUCCUCCUCCUCUUCCUCGUUUAAGAAGAACUGUGCGGUGAACUCUGGCAGCUCAGGGAGCUCAUACCUCUCCUCCCUCACCUCAACCACAACCUCCUCCUCCUCCUCCUCCUCCACCUCUUCUCACAGCGGGGUGUACAGCGUGGGUUUAAAUUGCACCCCGGGAAGGACCAACUCUCUGAGCCUGAGACAGGAGCUCACGGGGCGGGGUCCUCCGUCGGGAAGCCCCGCCGAAUCCAUCAAGCGGAUGAGCGUGGUAAUGAACAGCAGCGACUCCACGCUGUCGCUGGGACCUUUCGUACACCAGUCCAGCGAGCACCACGGGAGCUUCUCUCACGGCCACGCCGACGUUCGGAUGGAGGGCAAGAAGAGGAAGAGCUCGCCGGCCUCCAGCAACCUCAAUAGCGCUGUAGGAGGAGGAGGAGGAGGAGGCGGCGGAGGUGGAGAAGGAGGGGGCCAGGGUCCAGGCAGGCCUAAAAUGGCCAAAUCUCCAGCCAUAAACAACAUUCACGGCAAACAUGCUCGACCUAUACCAGGAACACAAGGCCUCCCCAACAACUCCCUCAUACAUCAGCCAAAGGCUCGUCCCUGACAUUGGUGGCCUGGUUCCCGAGUGUGCCGAAGGGUAGGACGGAUCUGGAGUGGCUCGGCGAGCGACGUCGCUCCAGACUGCAUGAGGCCUUCUUAUGUGUUACUCUCAGCUUCCCAUGAUCCUCAGGGGUGGAGAUCUUCUUCUGGUUCUGGACAGUCCGGUGACGUCAUGGGGAAAAAAAAAAAACAAAAAAACAAAAGAAAAAAAUUCCUCCCAAAGCCAUGUGAGGGCGUCGCACUGAGACAGCGGGCUAAGGUGACGCGCUCACAGCUUCUUCUCAGUGUUUGUGGAGUUAUGUGUUAGGUUUUACUACGUGGAGGG